Uncinocarpus reesii 1704 is the source of this 1449-nucleotide messenger RNA. RefSeq lists its product as uncharacterized. Gene Ontology annotation, molecular function: hydrolase activity. The record is from RefSeq and is a predicted model, not a curated record. The transcript is spliced from 3 exons. Lineage: Eukaryota; Fungi; Ascomycota; Eurotiomycetes; Onygenales; Onygenaceae. The coding region runs from base 1 to 1449 and encodes 482 amino acids.
AUGGCUCCGUUCAAUUGGGGGUCUUGGGGAUUGUUUCUGGCCUUUGGGUAUGGGAUUUUAACCUUCUUUGCGUACGGGAUUAUCGCCAUUUAUAGGGGAACAUUCUUCCGGAGACCGACUGAAAAGGAAAAGUUGGAACUGUUCUUAGGCGUGGCAGCUCGAGAUCGAUUUUGGGACCUUUCGAAAUCAUGGGCUGGCCUGUCUCAUCGAUUCUUGACGUUGAGAAACGGCUUUAAAUUCCAUUAUGUCACGAGCAAUGGCUUUGAGAACCUGGCGCAUCAAAAGUCUCACAAGCAGCUCGUUAUUUUCUUGCAUGGAUUUCCUGACAGCUGGGCGAUUUGGCGGCAUAUCCUAUCUUCAUCCUCGAUACGAGAGGCGAGCAUCGUGGUUGCGGUGGACCUUCCUGGAUAUGGCGGGAGUGACUCUCUAAAGAAGUACGGGGCCACGGAGGUGUUGGAGGCAUUGACGGAAUUUAUUAUCAAGAUCAGGGCCGAAUGCGGAAUGGACAGCCCCGAGGAUGAAGCUCACUCGCGAAAAGUGAUUAUUGUUGGUCAUGAUUGGGGCGGUAUGCUCGCAUUUCGCCUAGCUGCCGAAGCCCCUCAACUGGCCGACAGGUACAUUAUUGUCAAUGGGCCUCUGGUUUCCUUGAUGAGAUCAAACAUUCAUCUGUUAACCGAAUCGUCCGCCAAACUGUUCAAGACCUUUCUACGAGAACCUUGGCGCUCUCGGUCACUUCUGCUAAAAUCGAUUCAAACACUUAAACCAGUGAUCCGCCAGUUCCGGCGGUCUGCGUACAUCUUUACCUUCCAGCUACCCAUGCCAUUGGUGCGGUACUUGGGAAGUGGUGGAAACUAUUCGUUUCUAAAGGAGAUUCAUCGACUCUCCGUGGGCCAGGCAGAUAAAUUCACCCUUCGAGACGCCCAGGAGUCGAUGGCAAGUACUUUGGGUCCAAGUGCGGAAGAGUGCGAAAGUUCGACAGAAAAUGGCGAAAAGUAUCCGCGCUCGGUGCGGGAGCGUGAGAAAUCCGGAAAUUUUGGCGACAUCGCAUCAUAUUACCGUGACGGCGCGGCUGGAGGAGUAUGGCAUAAAUCAUUGGAAACGAUCUCGGCGCUGUUCAACAUUUGGCCAGAGGAGCCUCGAAGAACAAGUAGCGGGACGGGCAUGUUUGAUAUGACGCCGGGGGCGUUAAAGGCCAAUGCGACGAUCAUAUGGGGAAAAUCAGAUCUUGCGCUCGAUUCUCAUCUGGCAUUGGAAGGAAUCGCAGACUACCUAGUCCAUGGAAGUCAACUGAUCGUGCUCCCCAGGACUGGCCACUUUCCUCAAAUUGAGGCGGAAAGUAGGUCUGCGUUGGAGAAGGCAGUCGAAUGGGCUGUUCAUGGCGAAAAAGGGGAUGUCGGAUCGAUGGUUCAGUCUGAGUAUCCAGAUGCCAAAGUUGUUGUUCGAAAAUAG